Molecule: messenger RNA, 3044 nt
Organism: Aspergillus nidulans FGSC A4
Lineage: Eukaryota; Fungi; Ascomycota; Eurotiomycetes; Eurotiales; Aspergillaceae
Product: SANT/Myb-like DNA-binding domain-containing protein
Exons: 4
Coding region: 333-2924 (863 amino acids)
Source: RefSeq, a predicted model, not a curated record
CGUAGGGUUAGGGUCUGUCUGAUUAUAUAAUCAAAAUCAAUACCCUAGCCGUAAUUGCAACCCCAAACCCUUUGAAUCCCAGCCAUUGUUCCACCACAUUAUGGUUGGUUCUGCCAAGACAAGAGUUAAUCACCGCCCCUUUCACUUUCCAGUCCAGCCGCACGUAGAGUUUAUUUUUCUUCCCCUCCUCAACUUUCAUCAACGUUGAUGGAGUUCGAAGAGGUUUUAUCGCCAAUCCAUCUGAAAUCUGCAAUAUCCAAAUUUCACGACUUUUACCAUCUACUCUAUGUUUACAGCCCACUACCUCGUCGGCCGCUCCCAUCCAUCAUAUCAUGGCAGCACGCCCACAGUCACGGUCGCAGUCGCGUCAGCGACAGGAUCUCUCGAAGUUCCAAGGGUCGCCAAGUAGUAGACGUAUGACUAGAAGCCAGAGCCGCGAAAUCGAAGGGCUUCAAGUCAACUCCAACAGAUUAAUUGGAAAUGAAAGACGAAGUAAGCGGGUGCAAAGCAAGGCCCUCGACCCUGUUGUCGAAGAAUCUCCCCUUAAACAACCCCACCAAACGGGCGAUCGCCACGCCAAAGCGGCUACUCCAGAUCCCGAUGUCGCGGACAUUACGGGAACCACUUUUGUACAAGAGCCGGAGACAGAUUUUGAAGCGGGAAUUCUGCUUGACGCGCUUCGUGACAUUGAGCAAAACGGAAACGAUGUGCUGGAGCUCCUUAUUCCUAGCAAGGGCAGAUUGGUGGACGCCGUGAAAAAAGCCAACCAGCUCAGUGACCCCAGGAACACUCAAAGCAAGCGCCUGCUCCGGUUACUCAAGAUUCUCGAUGAAGAUAUCAAAAUCUUUGGUAGCCAUACCUAUAUCGACGUUGAUGGCGUCGUUCGUAAGGUCUCUUCUGCACUUGCCGAUAGGCGUGAGGACUUGGAGGACUGGAGUCCGGCCCCGAUUUUGCAAAUGGCAAACUGUGCACGGUUCGCAUGCGAGAUACUUCUAGCAGGCACAAAUCCAAACUCACAGAGGCAAGCAAUCAGGAACAUCCAAAAACUUUUUCCUCGGCCGUUUAUGACGGGCCUAGCUGGCGCUGGAGAGGAGAAAGAGGCCGGUGAGAGUGUUCUAGAAAAAGAGACUUUGAAUCUUGCUUUAGAGAUUCGCACCCAGUCUUUGAUCUCACAAUUGGAGGAUAACCAGGAUAGCCCCGGUUCCGAUUCCAAGAAUUUCGUCAGACUCUGCUUUUUCACGGAUUCGUCGCGAAAAUCGCCAUUGCGCGGUUUCAAUCUGCCAAACUUAAGCAAUGCUGAUGGCACUCUUCCCGCACAGUAUACCGAUGACGUUCAGAACCGCUACGAGGAAAUCCUCCUGGGCGAAAUGGAUGGAGUAUUCGAUGUAAAUGAGUUGAGAAGCUCUUAUAAUUGGCAGCGAUUCGUUCUGCACGCAGCGCAUUGGGUCCGCAAAAGGACAGAUGAACUACAUGUCGAGGUGAAGAAGCGGAUAAGCACACAGGCUGUUCGCUACACGUUAUCUAACGCCAAGGCCUCCAGCUUCGGCAGCACAUUGGGAGCUUCAGAGGCAGAACCCAGUGGUGAGCUUCAAGAAGCUGGAGGAGAUACCACGAGACAGGAUGCUGUUGCAGAGGGAUUCCCUGCAGGACUAGAGCCGCAGCCGCAACCGCAACCACAGCAGCCUGAGUCUCGGGAUGUCCAUAGGGAUACAGAGCGGAGGCGCUCUUCGAGACCUUCAUUCUUGAAUUCUGCUUCAAUCCAACGCAUUACACAAAGACAAGAGCGCCUCCGAUCUGGAACCGAAACAUCUGAGCGUCGCCAACAACCUGAUACUGUCCAGCCAGGAACCCCGACAGGGAACGAACUGCCUGCUGUUGAUCGUCAGAUACCCUCAAACCGCUCGUCUCAACAUACUUUGUUUCAUGAGCGCGUCCCGUCUCUUGAUGAUGGUCCCACGCUGGUUACUGAAGAACCUGAGCUAAAUUUUGGCGAAGAUUCGGAGUUUGCCAACGUAGACGAGAGCACCCAUAUAGAGAGAUCUCGCAGCCCUUCUGUUGCCCCUAGAAGGACAGCGCCUUGGCGACCGGAGCCUACUUCCAGCGCUCAGACGACAGACAGCUUGAUGCCAACUCAGAGUCAGAUGGUAUGGGAGGCUGUCAAGGAUGGUUUAUCUAGACAGCCGGUUUCGAGUCCACGCCGCAGUGUUACUUCACGAUUCAUCGACCGCCAACCAGAUGCCGCGCGGGUAUCGCCGAUCCGAGAUGACGACUCACAACAAAGCGCUGUUAGACGUGUUGAGUCGCGUGUAUCUCGGAAACGUGCGCGGGCGAGUACUGUGACGGAUUCUGACGUCGAAGAAUCCAUCUUUGAUCAUGAUGAUCGCUCGCCGGAUAUCGAGAGCCAACGAGCGAAAAAGCCGCAGCCAGAAAGAAAGAAGCGACCACGACUGGAAGAGGCGGAGUCACGAAGGCUGGAUACCAGCACUGACACCCACCAAGAAACUGUUGUAGAGGAACCCUCUCGCCCAGCGCGCCAGAGAACAGCGCAGCCUGCCUCGAUCAGCUCCCAGCGCUCCGUCGGGCAAUACACAGCAAAGCCCAGGAAUAGCUGGACGGAAGCUGAAGAUAACAGGCUUAUACGCUUGAUGAAGGAUCACGGUCACAAGUGGUCACUGAUAGAAAGGCAGAACAUUGCACAGCCGGCUGAAGAGGGCGAAGUGCGAAUUGAAGGCCGCGGCCAGGUGGCCUUUAAGGAUCGAGCUCGGAAUAUGAAGAUCUCUUAUUAUCGGGAGGGACUUCGCAUUCCCGAUUACCUCGAGCAUGUGACCAUGAAAGAGAAGGAUGUGGAAAAGCUUUUGGAGCGAGGGAUAACAAAUAUCCUGCCGCAUGACAUGGAAGCCUAUAACAGAGCUCGAGCUCGUUGAGGAACAUUGGACUAGGCUAUUUCGAUUUUUUUUUGGUUCUUCCGCUAUUCUUUCUAGCAUUAGAUACCCAUCUUCGUCAUACAGUUGUUAGCACAGUUGUUAUACUCAUUAACUGUCAAA